This is a messenger RNA of Botrytis porri, 1673 nucleotides long. RefSeq lists its product as uncharacterized. The coding region runs from base 357 to 1490 and encodes 377 amino acids. NCBI's taxonomy places the organism in Eukaryota, Fungi, Ascomycota, Leotiomycetes, Helotiales, Sclerotiniaceae. The transcript has 2 exons. Gene Ontology annotation, biological process: carbohydrate metabolic process. The record is from RefSeq and is a predicted model, not a curated record. Gene Ontology annotation, molecular function: hydrolase activity, hydrolyzing O-glycosyl compounds.
ACGAUGCACAAACUAGAAAUCUGGAAUACGAGAAAAGCCAGGGGGUGUUGUUCUCCCUUUUGUAUCUUCAAUUUCUGUUAUUUGAUUUCUAAUGAUUGAUUCAAUAUUCUUGGUAGGUUAUUCACUCGGUCGGUCAACCUCAUCGUUUUCUUGCCCUUUUCCGUUGUUAUAGCAUUUAUUUUGUUUGGAACAUGCAUAUGAACUGGUCAAUUUACCUCUCGUGUUGAUUCAGUUUCGAAACAUUUCUUUCCUUCUAUAUUUUAUUCUAGUCUGUCACAUUUCAAGCAGUGAUACCACGUCACAGCAUUCACAACGUUGAUAAGUUCUUCCGGGCUUCGGCCAGCGAAUCCUUCAGAAUGCAGAUAUUCUCACUGCCGCCUAUUCCUUUGGUCCUGUUAUUUACGACCAUCAGUAAAGUUCGCGCACAGAAAGAUAAUGGAGAAGAUUGUACAUGUUUUCGAACGGAUAGUGCGUCAUCUGGAUAUUUCACAUACCAUCGAUUUCAUGAUUUUCGAACAGUAGCAGCAGCUUCUCAGACUGUGCCUGAUUUGAUUUCGAAUGAAAGUGAUACAUCCAGUGCAUUGGCAACGUCGGAAUUCUUUUCAGGACAGGCUUGGAAUAAUGAUUGGUCAACGCAGAGUUGGAAUAAUAGUGAUUCGAUGGAGAGUGGAAGUGGUGUGCUGAUGGUUAAUUCGCCGAAUAAUGUAUACAUUGAAAUCUCUAACGAUAAUGAUACCUCCUACGAUACCUACCUUACCCUCCGCACAGCGCGUCUCGAAGGCUUUCAAUCCGUUGCCGAAUUCGACUCCAACGAAAAGAAUUUCAAAUAUAUGUCGGCCCGAUUCCUUGCUCGAGUCAUCGGUUCCGAAGGAGCGUGCGCGGGAAUGUUCACUUAUCUCGAGUCUGACCCUAUCCAAGAAGCCGACAUCGAGAUCCUAACAUCUGGUCCUCGUAAUGUGGUCCAAUACACAAACCAACCUUCCUUAAAUAAAGAAGGUGAUGCCGAACCCAAAGCUACAAGCAAUGCCUCAACUCCAGAUGGUGGUAUGGAUUGGAGUGUUUGGAAUAUGUAUCGUAUGGAUUGGAUGCCCGAGCAAACAUCAUGGUAUGUUAAUGGCGAAAGUGUGGCGAAUAUUACAUAUCAGGUUCCAAAAGAUCCAAGUGGUCUGAUACUAAAUAUGUGGAGCGAUGGAGGAGAAUGGACAGGAAACAUGAGUUUGUAUGACGAGGCGUACCUGCAAAUUCAAUGGAUUGAAUUGGCUUUUAAUACUAGUGGGAAUUUUGCGGGCAGCAAGAGGGAUCUGGAGAAGAGGAAAAAUAAAGGCUGUAAGGUCGUUUGUGGAAUCGAUGAAGGGGUUAAUGUUACGGGUACUCCAGCGUUAUUAAUUAAUAAUACAAAUGCGGCGACAUUGGGGUGGAAGGAGGGGACAGGGUGUAUGGGAUGGGUUCCUGUGCUUGUGGUUGGGUUGGCUGCUUUUGGGUUGUUGUGAUCUCUUCAGUCGAUGAUAUGGUAUAUGAACGGGAACAGAUGGUUUUAGCGUUGAGAAAGAGCGAUCUCCGUGUUUCAAUGGAUUAUGAUAUAACGAAUGUGAAAAAAACAUUUGAUCCAUCAAAUUACCCUAGCUACCUUCGUAGCACGAUAUCUCACCUGGGUGGAAAUCCCAUCUAGUACU